This is a messenger RNA of Xiphophorus hellerii (green swordtail), 4132 nucleotides long. RefSeq names its product polymeric immunoglobulin receptor-like. Bases 2767 to 3777 code for a protein of 336 amino acids. Gene Ontology annotation, molecular function: transmembrane signaling receptor activity. The record is from RefSeq and is a predicted model, not a curated record. The transcript is spliced from 8 exons. NCBI's taxonomy places the organism in Eukaryota, Metazoa, Chordata, Actinopteri, Cyprinodontiformes, Poeciliidae. Gene Ontology annotation, cellular component: plasma membrane.
AACUAUUAAGUAUACUAUGGCUUCCUCUCACUGUCAUCAAAAACAUGACAGAUAAAUUAUUUCCUCCAAAUGGCCCUUAGUUAAGGGUGUGGGUGCAAAGUUGCUUGUCUGUUGGCCUGUGAUGGACUGGCGACUUUUCCAGGUUUCACCUCCUGCCUAAUGGGUGCCGGAGACAGAUUUCAGCCCCGCCUCUAUGACAAGGACAAGUAUACAGACGAUGGAUUCUCUUGCAUCGUCUAUUCCCGAGAUAAAAUAGUUUUUUCUUCCAAACAAUGUAGGAACAUUUUAAUUACCAGAACUACUCUUUGCUUUACCAGCUUAAAAUACAAGAAUUUUGCCACUUAAACCCCGUGGCUUCAGUCUUUCUGUUCCCCCGUGGUAAAACUUUUAUAGUUCAGAAUAUUACAUGAUAGCAUGAUCCCUAUACUAGUUUUUGUUUAGUUGGACCACACUGCCACCUGCUGACUACAAUAUACAAUUUUAUUUAUUAACACCUGGCGUUUUAAACUGCAGGUUUAAUCUUUGGGUAAAACAAAAUAAGGUAAUUCUAAAAUAACUCAUAGCGGUAAGAAGUAAUCUGUUUAGCAUUUAAUGGGGGCAUGUUAAACAUGUUUCCAUGGCAUAAACUUUUACAUUUUAGAACUUAGUAGGAUUUUAUUAAAUGGAGCUCAAUUUGAACCACUCAUGUCUGAACGCGUCAUAUGAGUUUUAAAAUACAAUGUUAUGUUUGCAACAGGAAAACCCUUCUUUAAAUCUCUUCAGACACUACAAAUAAAAUGUCCUCUUUGUUGUAAUGUACUGUUAUAAAAUAAGCUUUUUGUGCUAAAAAAAAUAGAGGAAAAAAAGGUGAAAAAACAGAUGCAAGGUCACAGGUUAUUAACUAUUGACAAAAUGAACAAGAGUAUAAACUGAGGAUAGCUUAAAUAUCCACAUUAAAGAUGUGGUAAUUAACAUGCAAAUGAAAUGUUGAUUUAAAAAAAAACAUAAAAACAAGGAAAUAGGAAGUCAGUGUUACUGAACUAGUUGAUGUUGCUGCUGUUUUCACAUCGAUGUGGCUCUUUGUCUGAGUUUUCUUCUUAUUCUAACUCUGAUAACAGAUCAGUGCCUUUACAUUACAUUUUGCGUAUUAUAUGCAGACUUUUUUUUUAAUCAUCUUUGUGAUCCAAAGCUCUGAAAUUAUUCAGUUUUCAUUCAGAAUACAUUUGUAGACUUUUACUUUUUAUAUUUUAAAGAUGCCUAUAAAUUGACAUGUGUCUCCUUCACAGAAACAUGUUCCUGUAGGUCUUUUAAUAGUCUUUUUUUCUGCAGAGUUUAAAAGCAAAAACAGCAAAUUAUCAGUGAAAACAGUAGCUUCAGUCUGAAUGCUCGACCAAAAUAUUUUUGCCUUCAGCAACUAGUUUUUUUUUUUUUUCAUGUUUCAUAAAUAUGAGUGAUAUAACAUGCAAAACAUAUUUCACAGUAUCUUUUUCUUGCCAGGAAGCGAAAGUGUGAGAAGUGUGAGAGUGAAAGUGAUUAGUGACACCUAAUCACUAAGGUGUCAGUGAAGGUGGGAGCUUCAGUCAGUAUCCCCUGUUCUUAUGAUUUAUAAUACAAAAAUCAUGUGAAAUAUCUAUGCAAAGGAGGUUAUUGGAAUUUCUGCUCAUAUCAAGUUAGAACAGACUCACCACUGGAAACAGGAAAGUAUUCAAUCUCUGAUGACAAAAUUCAAAGAAUUUUCACUGUUACCAUAAAACAGUUAACAGCUGACACUUAUUACUGGUGUAUUGUGUAGAUUAAUAACGGAGCUGAUGACGGGCAGCGCUUUCAGCUGUCAAAGUGCUGGAAAAUAAAAUGUAUUAAAAUGCAGCUCUUUAUCAGUAAUAUUUAAUCUUAACCGCUGAUCAAUACUGAGGACAAAAAACAUUGUGAUGCGCACAUACGUAAAAAUCGCAUAUUUAAAUUGUUGAAGGGUAAACAGAGCUAGGAGUGGAUUACUAUAUGACUCAACCAAUUAAAUCUUUGUUUUAAAUUGUAAGUUUACGAACAACAACAGAAAUAAUUAAGGUCACAGCAAACCCUGCUGCUACAAGAUCCACUGAUCCAGGACUUGGAGAAAUCCCAAAUCAAUGGUAUUCUACAAUACAUGUUAACAAUAAUUAAAAGCUAAACGCUUUCAGUAUCCUGCCAUUUUCUGUACUUUAUAUUAUAGAUGCAUAUCAUAACUGUGGAAAAAGUAUCAUGUUGUAAAGUUGAAUCUACACUUUCUGUUUAAAAUAUGUGUUAGACUUUCUGUUGACCAAAAUAUCCACAUCAUCACUUUGGGUCACCUCGUUGUUCUGGUGGCCUUGCUCAUGUGGUUUAUUCAAAGAUGCAGCAAGUCUUGUUCUCUUCUUUCACGUCUUUGCUGUAUCAGUUUGGCACCGUGUUGUGUUUCAGUUUUUCAUUGCUUUAUGUAGUAUAACUGAAUGUUUUCACAGUAAAUAAGUGACAAUUUUUUUUCUCCAAUCAGAGAACACCAAAGAGGAUUUAACUGUCAACUCUGUUGUAAUUGUCUGUUGUGAAAUAUAUUGUGUGAUUAAAAAUCGAAGAAAAAGAAAAUGCUAAAAAAUAGGCAUUGCUCUUGUUUAGUUUGUGUCCCACUGACAAACUAAACAAGAGCAUAAACUGAGGGUAGCUUAAAUAGCCAUAAUAAUGAAUAUGUAAACCACAUUUUAAACAAACAUCAAAAACAAGGAAGUAGUGAGUCAGUGUUACUGAACCAGUUGCUGCAGCUGUUCGCACAUCGAUAUGGCUGUUUCCCUGAGUUUUCUUCUUAUUCUACUUCUGAUAUCAGGAAGUGAAAGUGUGAAGACAAUCACUAAGGUGUCAGUGAAGAUGGGAGCUUCAGUCAGUAUCCCCUGUUCUUAUGAUUUAAAAUACAAAAAUCAUGUGAAAUAUCUAUGCGAAGGAUUUUAUUGGAAUUACUGCUUACAUGAAGUUAGGACAGACUCACCACGGGAAAAAGGAAAAUAUUCAAUCUCUGAUGACAAAACUCAAAGAAUUUUCACUGUUACCAUAAAACAGUUAACAGCUGACACUUAUUACUGGUGUAUUGUGGAGAUUAAUAACGGAGCUGAUGACGGGCAGGACUUUCAGCUGUCAGUCACCAAAGAUACACCCAUCCUCUGGGUGGCAGAGCAGAAUGUGACUGGAUAUAUUGGCGACAAAAUAAACAUAAACUUUAACUACGCUACCUCUGGAGGAAUACAGUGGUGUAAGCUGGGCAGAACAUGUGUGACACAGGAAACUGGAGAAAUAGAUGGAACAGCAGUAACCAUCAACAAGGCUGCAGACAAUGUAUUCAGUGUAACUAUGAGUGGACUGAAGCAAGAGGACAGUGGUUGGUAUUACUGUGUCAAAGGAGAUUUUCAGAUGCCAGUUCACCUGACUGUGACUGUCAAACCCACUGUUGUAGAUUUGCGAACAACAACAGAAACAAUUAAGGUCACAGAAAGCCCUGCUGCUACAAGAUCCACUGAUCCAGGACUUGGAGAAAUCCCAAAUCCGCGAUCUUCUGUUGACCAAAAUAUCCACAUCAUCACUUUGGGUCUGCUGAGCCUAGUUGUUCUGGUGGCCUUGCUCAUGUGGUUUAUUCAAAGAUGCAAGAACACCAAAGAGGAUUUAACUGACCCCAAAUCAAAUAAAUGGGAAAUAGUUUUCACUGCUGUUAGUUUCAAAUUAAAAAGCACACCACAGAGUGAAGCAAAUGAGGAAUAUGUCACAUACAGCACAGUAGUUUACCAUAACCAAAAUAUUUAGAAUGCUCUGCUUUUUUCUCUUUAUUUCUUAUAAGAUGAAGAGUUUGUGAAAUUUUAUCUUUGUGCAUUGGGAUAUUUUCUGAGUGUAAAGUAUUGUUUUACUCAUGUAUCUUUUGUGAAUGUUUUUAUCAUCAAACAUGCUGCCAAAGACUUGCCUGAAACCUAGAUGAGCAAAAGGAAAUGAUGUAAACUAUGUGCAUAUUUUUAUUGUUGUUGUUGUUGCUGCUGCUUUUCUGUUCAAAUAUGACUUUGUUGUACUGUUUGUGUAAAGUUCAGUGAAUUACAUAAAUUGUGAUGAUGGAAUUAUUUGGAAUUAAUUUUGACCAGACCAAGACUGAAAUAAAAAAGAAAACACC